Messenger RNA from Schistocerca nitens (vagrant locust), 583 nucleotides. RefSeq lists its product as uncharacterized. The record is from RefSeq and is a predicted model, not a curated record. NCBI's taxonomy places the organism in Eukaryota, Metazoa, Arthropoda, Insecta, Orthoptera, Acrididae. The coding region runs from base 65 to 430 and encodes 121 amino acids. The transcript is spliced from 3 exons.
CAGAGAAAGACACACACGGUGAUCCAACAGGUUCCUAGCCGCCACACAUUCUCAGCAAGCCAAUAUGAAAGCCGUGUUCGCCGUGAUGAUGCUGGGCGCGGCAGCCGCCGCCUUUGCUACUGCAGUGCCCACCAAUCCCAGUAGCGGCCAGAAGCGCCACCAAGACCAGCCUAACGAGAGACGCGAUGUCGGAGUGGGGGAUGUGAACUUCGGCGGUGAGAGCUUCAACCCCAAGGUCAAUGUAAAUAACAAGCACUAUCCUUCACCAGGUGCAUCCAGCGACUCUGGAGUGGGUAGGGUGAACUUCGGCGUUGGCAGCUUCAACCCCAACGUCAAUGUAAACAACACUGCCUACCCCCCUGUUCACGUACCCAUCGGAACCUACCACCCUCUGCCCUGUAACAAGCAGCGAACUCCCGUCUGUCAAUAAACUCAGCUAUAUCUAAUGCCGUGACGUCGACCCCUGUGCUGUUAUUCCCUCUGCUCACAGUAGUAAGUUCACGUAUCCUUUUAUAAUAUGUUCUGAAUUUACCUAUCUGCAGGCAUGUAUGUACUUUGUGUGAAUAAAAUUGUGUCUGUGCCU